UUCAUUCAUAAGCAUUUCUAAGAAAAUCCUUGCUUUCCUAGCAAGCUUACCAAUACAAUAGAAAAACAUUAUUUCGAUCAUUCCAUUUCCAUAUGGACAAGCUCUUUUUCAACCACUGUUUCAUUGGAUACUGCCUUCUUUAUUCUCUCUUGCUUGUGCAUGGCAAACAAUUGUCAUGCAAUGAAACCCCUUACCCCUCUGUGUGCAAGCAUUACAUUGAAACUACCAAAACAUUAUCAGCCCUAGAUGCUUCACCUUCUUCAUUCCAUGAUAUGGCCCUUAAGGUCACCAUGGUGCAAGCCAUGGAGGCUUAUAAACUUGUCUCAAACAUGGACUUGAAUAAUUUCAAGGACAAGCGAGCCAAGUCUGCAUGGGAAGAUUGUUUGGAGCUCUAUGAAAACACACUUUAUCAGCUCAAACGCUCAAUGAACUCGAACAAUCUAAAUGAUAGGAUGACUUGGCAAAGUGCAUCCAUUGCCAACCAUCAAACAUGCCAAAAUGGUUUCACUGAUUUCAACCUUCCCUCUCACCUAAACUACUUCCCUUCCAUGUUAAGCAACUUGUCUGGAUUGCUUAGCAAUUCCUUGUCCAUUAGCAAGGCUAUGACAUUGAGAUCAUUGUCAUCAUCACCAACGACCAAACAAAGUGGUGGGCGAAAGUUGCUUUCAGAUGGCUUCCCCUAUUGGCUGUCACGUUCAGAUAGAAAGCUUCUUCAGGAAACAGCAUCAAAAGCUGAUGUUGUGGUGGCACAGGAUGGGAGUGGGAACUAUAAGACUAUCUCAGAAGGUGUGGCUGCAGCUUCUAGACUCAGCGGGAAAGGGCGUGUUGUUGUGCAUGUCAAAGCUGGCGUAUACAAAGAGAAUAUUGAUAUCAAGAGGACAGUGAAAAACUUAAUGAUCGUCGGAGAUGGGAUGGGUGCUACUAUUGUUACUGGUAACCACAACGCAAUAGAUGGUUCCACUACUUUUCGUUCUGCUACUUUUGCGGUUGAUGGUGACGGCUUCAUAGCUCGGGACAUAACAUUCGAGAACACCGCGGGACCUCAAAAGCACCAAGCGGUGGCUCUCCGUUCCGGCGCGGACCACUCGGUGUUCUACCGGUGCAGCUUUAGGGGGUACCAAGACACCUUAUACGUCUACGCCAACCGUCAAUUCUACCGUGACUGUGACAUAUACGGAACAGUAGACUUCAUAUUCGGUGACGCCGUGGCGGUGCUUCAAAACUGCAACAUCUAUGUGAGGAAACCGAUGAGCAACCAGCAGAACACGGUAACGGCACAAGGAAGAACCGAUCCUAAUGAGAACACGGGGAUCAUCAUCCAUAACUGUCGUAUAACUGCAGCUGGGGACUUGAAAGCAGUGCAGGGCUCUUUCAGAACCUUUCUAGGUCGCCCAUGGCAAAAAUACUCACGGACUGUCGUCAUGAAGAGUGCCCUUGAUGGCUUGAUUAGCCCCGCAGGUUGGUUUCCGUGGAGUGGAAACUUUGCUCUAAGCACCCUCUAUUACGCAGAACAUGCGAAUACAGGAGCAGGUGCUAGCACAGGAGGGAGGGUUGAUUGGGCAGGGUUUCGAGUGAUCUCCAGUACUGAGGCUGUGAAAUUCACCGUUGGAAAUUUCUUGGCUGGGGGAUCGUGGAUUCCGGGGAGUGGCGUGCCCUUUGAUGAAGGUUUAUGAAUACUCUAAAGAAAGAAGGUGUCUGAAACGGAUGUGUGGGGAGGAAUUGUGGUUUCUUGGUUGUUUCCAAAACGGGAUAACAGGUUGUUAUAAAAGAUAGCGAAAUUAAAUUGUCAUGUUGGGUGUUUCCUUGAACAGAGGGUACACAAGUUGCUGUACUUUCCUCUUCCUUUGUCCACUGUCUGCAUUCCUUUUGUCCAGGGAUCCAACUUCGAAGGAGCUGGAUCCGAUCGAUGAUUCGAUGAUAGAUGGUAGAUAGGAUCGAAGGAAUAUUGAUUGGAUAUCCUCUACUUUCUUUCUUUUUUUAGGACGCGAAGAAUAUCCUGUAUAGCUUUAAAUAAUUGUUUGUUUGUACAAAAAAAUAAUUAUUUGUUGUAAAAUGGCACCAAAAUGUACGUGUAAUUAAAAGUCUUUGAUUCAACUUA
Glycine soja is the source of this 2098-nucleotide messenger RNA. RefSeq names its product pectinesterase-like. Lineage: Eukaryota; Viridiplantae; Streptophyta; Magnoliopsida; Fabales; Fabaceae. The coding region runs from base 93 to 1673 and encodes 526 amino acids. Gene Ontology annotation, molecular function: pectinesterase activity; pectinesterase inhibitor activity. The record is from RefSeq and is a predicted model, not a curated record. The transcript has 3 exons. Gene Ontology annotation, biological process: cell wall modification.